AUGGUGUCCGGAUCAGGGGUAUGCGCGAAAAGAGUGGUGGUGGAUGCCCGCCACCACAUGCUGGGAAGGUUGGCUUCAAUCGUGGCGAAGGAGCUGCUCAAUGGCCAAAAAGUAGUGGUAGUCAGAUGUGAGGAAAUUUGCAUGUCAGGCGGACUCGUUCGCCAGAAGAUGAAGUACAUGAGAUUCCUCCGCAAACGCAUGAACACCAAGCCUUCACAUGGUCCCAUUCACUUCCGUGCCCCGGCCAAGAUCUUCUGGCGCACCGUUCGUGGAAUGAUACCACAUAAGACUAAGCGUGGAGCAGCUGCUCUUGCUCGUUUGAAGGCUUAUGAGGGUAUUCCUAGUCCAUAUGAUAAGAUUAAGAGGAUGGUCAUCCCUGAUGCUCUUAAGGUCUUGAGGCUUCAGAAGGGGCACAAGUACUGCUUGUUGGGCCGCUUGUCAUCAGAGGUUGGAUGGAACCAUUACGACACCAUCAGGGAGCUGGAGAAGAAGAGGAAGGAGAGGGCUCAGGUUGCAUAUGAGAGGAAAAAGCAGCUGAACAAGCUUAGGAUAAAGGCUGAGACAGCUGCGGAGGAGAAACUUGGCUCUCAACUAGACAUCCUUGCCCCUGUUAAGUACUGAAUUUCUAGUGGCUAGCUAGUUUCCUACAAUUUUGUUAAGGUUAGUUGUAUGGUUUUGGUUUCUGUUUUAUUCUGUUCUGAGAUUUGGAGGCUGGAAAUUUGUUGAAUCUUGAGUUGUCCUGUUUCUUAUUUUGGCCAUAGGAUUCUUUGAAUAUAUUUCAGAUAUGCACUAUCAUGGUUUCAUGCAUUAACCACUUAAUGUUGUGUUUGCUAUUCAAAUUUAUAUGCUGUGAACAUUGAUAUGGAUGUGUACGGGUUCAUUGCAAUACCGAGUUUGAAAAAAAACCAUAGGCAGUAUAUAAAUCAUGGUUUGUUAUCAAUUUCCGGUUCCUAAGGAGUGCAAUGUUGCUGUGCAGUCUGUGCUGGUCUAAAUUCGAUUUUCCCUUCCUAAACGAUCACUCCCUGGCACUUGCCAGGAGUUGGGAAAUCAGACACCGAAACUGGAGUAUUGUUGUGGUGAAAGAAAGGGAAACUAACUUUAAAAAAAGCUAAAUUAUAGUUUAAUAACAGUUCACAAAUCUUUUCAAUUCUGCUAUACAGAUUUAACAGGUGCAAACGUGACAGAAUUUCCUUAUUUUGUGAGAACAGAUCUCUGAAUCAAAGACGUACUCUGAUGAGAAAACUCAAGUGGAAAGCUUUUGCUUAUUUGAUCCCAGACUUAGAAGAAAUUAGUUGACAUUUUUGUAAGGAAAAAUUGAUGGUAGAAGUUCUUGAAAGCACUGUUCCUUUACAGUCUCAUUACAAAUAUCAUAUUGAAAUGUCAAUUGUUAAGGUUGAUAUUUCCUUUAUGUGACAUCUGAAUAAAUUCAAUUUUAGGAACCAAAUUAGACUAGAACGGCUGCAAAUUGCUAAUGAAAAAAGCUUAUAAAAUCAAUGGUAGACAGAAUUACAGAAUGUUUUAUAAAGGAAGAAGAUUCUCAUCCAGUUCAUUCAUUGCCUUUCGUCUUUGCUUUAUCCUCUUCUCAUUGCUGUCAUGAACCUUAUAUAGUCAUACUGUGCACGAAGUUUAAGUCGGUUAUCAUGUCUGAUUUCAUAUCUACCUUUAGCUCAGACAUUUUUUUGCAUGUGCAUCGCUAAAAUCUUGGUAAAUAAAAUAUCUAUCAUUAGUUUAGUGCUCUCAGAGGUUUUGUUGGAAGAAAAAGUCUUGUUGAUACAGUGAUGUUAGUUCAAGAAAAUAGAAAUAGUUAAAGCUACCACAAGAACCUUUAGCAAAUAGAUCAUAAGCCUAAGUAGGAUGCUUAUUAGAAACUGGAAUUUGGAGCAAGAUAUGCUUGUCUAAAGAUUACUUCUUUUGCCAACAGUCAUGUGUAAAGUGUUGGAUUUUUAUUUCCAAUAAAAAAAAAUUGAUAAUUUAAAUGCAAAAAAAAAAGAAGACCUUUUUGUUGUUAUUAUGUCUGUUCAAUUAAAUGUGCUUGAUAGUGCAGAUGUUUUCAUUCUAAUAGAUUUGCAUAUUUCUUUGAAUGAAUAAAGUAUCAUUUAUUCAAAAAAAAAGUUCAAAUAAGGACUAGUAUAAAAAUCAGAGUACCUGUAUAUGAUUCUCUUCCUACAGGAGGAAUUAAGAUUUGGGUCAGCAAGUUGCCAAAAGUAACAUCUAAAAUAAUCUCAUCCUAUACAUCAAAGGACCUUCUUUUACUCCUCUUUUUUCCAAACAAGUAAUGCAAUACCUGAGCAGUCUUCUGUUGGUUUCAUGCAUUGCCCCCAUUUUGACAUGCAAGAUGUUACAUUUUUGUUUAAAAUUUUACGGAUUAUGGGGAACUGAAAACAUGAAUAUCUUGGUAAUGAAAUUUGCUCUGGCGGGAAAGAAAGGACAAAAGGCUUCGUCACCCUGGACCCCAAGUGCCAAACCUGGGAAGUCCGGGGUUGAAGUCUUAAAAUCUUUCAUUGGUAUCACAAAGUUACUAUUUUUUUUCUCCUGUUUGAUUCAACUUGUUCAGUUAAGUAGGUUGACUUUUUUGUUUAUCAUGUUCUGAUAAGACGAUCAACUCUCAACCUGAAAAUUGUUAAUUGGAAAGUUCAUCCAUUGAUCAGAUUCUAAUCAUAUUCAAGCUCGAUAAAAUGACCCUUUUGGCUAUUGCAACAAUAAUCUGUCUUUGCCAGCGAAGCCUUCUUCAAAUAUUAAAGAAUUCUAAUUAACAAUUGUUUUAUUGAUCUGAUGUUGUAUGUUGAGAACUUAAAAGUAGGGGUAAAAACAGACAGCGUCGACAGCAGG
This is a messenger RNA of Durio zibethinus, 2829 nucleotides long. Its product is annotated as large ribosomal subunit protein uL13w-like. Gene Ontology annotation, cellular component: cytosolic large ribosomal subunit; ribosome. Gene Ontology annotation, molecular function: structural constituent of ribosome; mRNA binding. Gene Ontology annotation, biological process: translation; negative regulation of translation. Lineage: Eukaryota; Viridiplantae; Streptophyta; Magnoliopsida; Malvales; Malvaceae. The record is from RefSeq and is a predicted model, not a curated record.